Messenger RNA from Rotaria sp. Silwood1, 702 nucleotides. Lineage: Eukaryota; Metazoa; Rotifera; Eurotatoria; Philodinida; Philodinidae. The record is from the annotation of a GenBank genome assembly.
AUGAAAAAUCUCUAUUCAACAAAACUUAUUUCACGUUCAACUGGUUUUAUUGUUCCACUUGGAAUUCUUUUAAUUUUAUUUGGUAUUAUAUCAAUUAUAUUAUCAUCUAUUGAUUUAUAUAAUAGUCGUUCAUCUUUAUCAUUUCCAAUAACAAUAUCAACAUCAACAUAUACAACAGAUAUAAUAAAUUCAACAGAUAUAACAAAUUCAACAUAUACAACAAAUACAAUAAUAAAAACAAUAUUAAUUCCAAAUAUUUUUUCUGAACAAUCCAUAUGGCCAACACUUGGUAAAGGAAUAUGGUGUGGCCUUUUUCUUUUUGUUGUUGGAAUUGUUUCAUUAAUUGUUUAUCGUGAAAAAACUUUAAUAUCAAUAAGAAUAUUAUCAUUACUUGCAUUUAUUUCUUUAUUUAUUAGUUUUUUUCUAUUUUUAUCAUCAAUUAUUGUAUUUCAACGUUAUAUUAUUGAAGGUCGUCUUAAUGCUAAUCAACGAACAUCAAAUGAACAAAAAGAAAUUGUACUUAAUGCUCUUCUUCUUGUUUGUGGUGUUUUAUCUUUCAUUGUUUCAUUAAUAUUAGCUAUUGGUACACUUAUUGCAGGAAAUUUUUGUCAACGACAAUCAGAUGAUAUUGAAGAUAUUGAUAAUUUUAAUCAACAACAACAACAACCUCCUGCCUAUUCUGCACCACCUUAUUACGGUUAA